AUGCUCUUCACACGCCCUUAUUUGGCCGGAAUCCUGACCCUAUGCGCUCUAUCGAAAGCCCAGACUUGGUCCCAAUGGACCGCGCUCCCACUCGGCAUCUUCGGGCAGGUUCGUGGCCAGACCAGCGACUCGAGCGGAAUUGAAUACUGCCUGCUUGCCGACGGCAGGUUCAGUAUCAAUCUUAUCCCGGUGGCGGGCAGUCUCGUCUGCACGCCCGUUGACACCCCUGCUGUCGGAAUGAUCUCACGCAUCAUACCUGAUCUACUGCCAAACGACCUUGCCGUCCGCCCCUCAAGCAGCGGAUCUAAUGCGUACGAGAUUUUCCUUAGCAACCAGUUUGAUCCGUCUGUGCAGCAGUGGAGGGGCAUUCGCGCUGAUGACGGAAGCAAUACAUACCAGCAGCUUGCGGUGUUCAAUACCGAGAACCUGGACGAGGAAGCGGCGCCGGUUUAUGGACCUGUCUGGUACAUGCCUCUGGGACUAGGCGGGCGCGUCUAUGCUUAUGAUAAUGACCCUGGGGAUAUUCCGGGGAUGAGACAACUUAGUCUGACAUUUAGGGAGCUGCAACUUCCAGCAAGCGCACAGAGCCCCUCCCCCCGUUUCAUCGCUCUCCCAGCCGACCUGGACGGGCAGAUCACCGCCACCGUCAGCUCCGACUCCAGCGGAAACACCUACUGCCUUAUCGGCAACGCCUCGCUCAUCUCACCGACCGCAACCAACGGGCCCGUCUGCGAGGAGCUAUACACCGCGGACGGCGGACUUUUCGAGCUCCGCCCCAACCCUGGUGGUGAUGAAGACGAACGCGAGUUCCUCACCGUCGAGGCCUCAGCAGGCGGAUCUGCUCUGUACGAGCUUGUCUUCAACAACCGCGCAGAUGGACUGCAGUGGAGAGGCGAUGAGCAAAGCAACACGUACCGCGAGCUUGCGCUGUUCGAUGCCCGGCAGAGUGGGAACGCGCAGCCGGUUUAUGGACCUGCCUGGUCCACGAGGCUGGAUGGGAGCGACGGCGGGCGCGUCUAUGCUUUCAAUGAGGAUAUCUCGGGGGCUAGCCGAGUUACUCUGACGUUUACGGCGGAGGAAGUUGAGUAG
This is a messenger RNA of Aspergillus mulundensis, 1089 nucleotides long. RefSeq lists its product as uncharacterized. Lineage: Eukaryota; Fungi; Ascomycota; Eurotiomycetes; Eurotiales; Aspergillaceae. The coding region runs from base 1 to 1089 and encodes 362 amino acids. The record is from RefSeq and is a predicted model, not a curated record. The transcript has 4 exons.